CGGAAAUGAAUUGAUAUUGGUCGUGAUCGAUCGUUGAAAACACCUAAAAACUACCAUGAAAAUACCACUUAUAACUAUUUUUAUUUUUCUAGAAUUGUUUGGCUCUUAUUUAGCACACUUUUCUCCAGAUCCUACGGUUAUUCUCAUAUCAUUUGAUGGAUUUCGAUGGGAUUAUAUGGACAAAACACGAACCGAAAAUUUGGAUUUCGUUGUCAAGAACGGAGUAAAAGCAAAAUACAUGGAAAAUACGUUCGUAACCAAGACAUUUCCCAAUCAUUUUACUAUAGUUACGGGUUUGUAUGAAGAAAGCCAUGGUAUUGUUGCCAAUGAGAUGUAUGAUCCAGUGUUUAAAUCCUGGUUUCAUGUCGGAAACAACGAAACAAGAUGGUGGAACGGUGGCGAACCUUUGUGGGUUACGAAUCAGAAAGCAGGAGGUAAAAGUGCAACUGUGUUCUGGCCUGGUUCGGAUGUAAAAAUCAGAGGUCAAUAUCCUACCUAUUACCUGAAGUACAAUCACAACCUUAGUUACAAGGCUAGGGUCGACAAGGUAAUCGAACUUUUAAGCAUGAAAAAUCCUCCGUCGUUUCUGACAAUGUAUCUUGAAGAGCCCGACCAUUCCGGUCAUCAUUAUGGCMCUGAUUCUAAAGAAGUUAUUGCGGCUAUUAAGAAGGUCGAUGAUGCAACUGGAUACUUGAUCAACAAACUCAAAAGCAAGGGACUUUUAGAUGAGGUAAACAUUAUUAUCACCAGUGACCAUGGAAUGACAAAUAUAUCCACAAAUAGGGUUAUAUAUCUUAGUGACUACAUACCUUCAGAAAAUUAUACCCCUGUAGUCUCUGGUACCUGGGACUCAUUCAUGUUCCUGUGGCCUAAACCAGGAAAAACAGAUCAAAUAUAUAACUUACUCAAAAAUGUCUCAAAUAUGGAAGUAUAUAAGAAAGACGACAUUCCAGCUGAAUAUCAUUAUAGCAAAAACAGACGUAUAGGGCCAAUAUUGAUUGUUGGUAAGCUAGGAUGGUCAAUUGCUCUUAACAGAUCAGCUAAGAUCACACAACAWGGUAACCAUGGAUACAGCAACAAAUAUAAAGACAUGYGUCCAUUCUUUAUAGCAAGAGGGCCUGCAUUUAAGAAAGGCUACAUUUCAGAACCAUUUCAAAAUGUAGACAUUUAUCCACUUAUUUGUCAUAUUCUUGGUAUUACUCCAGCACCUAAUAAUGGCUCUUUAUCAAGGGUUUCAAGCCUUUUGGUGGCCAAUAACCAUAAUUAUACAUUACUAAUUGCAGUYAUUUCUUUUGCACUUUUAGUUUUCAUUCUUAUGAGUUAUGGUAUCAUUUCAUUUGGUGUAAAAAAUCACCGUAAAAUGAACAAGUAUAACCAAAUAUAUGAUCUAGGACCAGUGCUUUAGACUCCUCCAAAUCUGAUUCUUCAUUUAAAAUACACUAUAACUACGGUGGAUUUAAAAAUGUAAAUUUGUAAAUGUAAUUYWUAUAGAUUUCUAYAUUACCAUUCAAAAAUAAUCUAAUAGGAAAUAUAAAUAUUAUAGUGCUACUUGCAUGAAAUGCCCUUAUUUCAAAACUUCAAGCAAUACAAAUAUAUGAUUCAUUUAUAUCUGUUAAAAACAAUUGCAGGAAAAUAUUUGUCUUGGAAUUAUCCCACAUCAUAGACAUUUUCGAUUCAAAAGAUUGAAGAACAAAAGGAUGGAGUAAAUGACAUCAUUUGCUCCAACAUUU
Exaiptasia diaphana is the source of this 1730-nucleotide messenger RNA. RefSeq names its product ectonucleotide pyrophosphatase/phosphodiesterase family member 5. The transcript is spliced from 3 exons. The record is from RefSeq and is a predicted model, not a curated record. The coding region runs from base 56 to 1405 and encodes 449 amino acids. Lineage: Eukaryota; Metazoa; Cnidaria; Anthozoa; Actiniaria; Aiptasiidae.